AUAUGCAGGAUGUGGGAGGGCAGAGCAGGGCUAUAAAGGAGCUCAGCCUCUGUAGCAGCACUGUUGUGUCCUCAGACUGGAUCAGAGGAGCUGACUGAAAACCAGAACCAGCACCAGACUCUAACUAGCAGCAGAAGACAUGGAGAGCAUGCAGGAGCUGAUCCCGUUUGCCAAAGAGAUGCUGAGGCAGAAACCGGGUCGGGGCCUGCUGAAGAUCUACCUGCUGGGCUCUGUGCUGGCGGUUCUGGGAACAGCCAUCGGCCUGGUCCAGACUGUGUGCCGGCCCUUUACGUCAGGAGAGCCGGCGGACCCAGAGAUGCUGCUCAUGCUGGCCCGGGUGCGGAAUGAGACUCAAACUGUGACACAAAGCAGCCUGGGGUGGACCACAGAGGAGGAGGAGGAGGGAGAGGUUCUGGAUGAAGAGGGCUUCACCAAGACCCAGAUACUGCACGGCUCCAAAAGCCACAGGUUCAGCCAGCGAAACACAAUCAACCGCCUCCACGCGUCCUAGGAGCAGCUGGAUCCCAGCAGGGGACUUUGUUUUAGAGGCUGCUCCUCACAGACAGUCUGGCUGCAGCGCCCCCCUGUGCUGCAGAGCUGUUCCUGCAGCUGUGUUAAGGUUAAAGAGAAUGGAGCGGAGCCUCAGUCGGGCACUUUGUGGUCCAGCUGGGAGAGCCGAGUGAACCAAAGUCCAGAAAAAGGUUCUGUUGGAACAAAAGAGACAGUUCUUUCUGCACAGAAGGUCACCGGUCCAGACUGGAGAACCCUGUUUACUUCAAGGAGCAAAACUGAUUUUGAGUCAGGAGUUCAUGAAAGCACCUGAAAGCAGUUUAAGUCUGUAUCAGACGCACUUUGUAAGAAUGCAAACCUGUGAAUUUUUUAUACUAAUAAAGUUUGUUUUAUAUAUUUAA
This is a messenger RNA of Oryzias melastigma (Indian medaka), 911 nucleotides long. RefSeq names its product G0/G1 switch protein 2. Lineage: Eukaryota; Metazoa; Chordata; Actinopteri; Beloniformes; Adrianichthyidae. Bases 140 to 511 code for a protein of 123 amino acids. The transcript has 2 exons. The record is from RefSeq and is a predicted model, not a curated record.